GUACUUCGUGUGAGACUAAUCUUGAUGUUUGCCGAUCCAAUCCCUGUUUCAAUGGAGGAACCUGUGUUUCGAAUGGCAAUGGCUUUCACUGUACUUGUCCCUCAUUGAGUAAUUGCACGAUGGAAGCAAAGCCAGGAAGUUUUGUUGUUGCUGAUGAUAAAAGUACAUUAACAGGAAAGAAAAGUCUAGAUUUAUGCAAACAAGAAUGUCUUGGAGAUGGACAAUGCAAAGCUUUAUAUCAUACCAGAGGGUUCUGCUAUAUCAUUAGACAAGAUGCUACUCCAGAGCAGUACACAACUGAUACCGCUUCAUACUUCUCCAAAUCCUGCCUAUACAAAUAUUUAUAUAGUGGUAACCAGUGUGAGACAGACUUAGAAGAUAAGUGUACACCAAACACUUGUAGUUCUCAUGGAAUGUGUCAGGACAGAGCGGGAGAGCACCCUGUCUGUCUGUGCCCUGUUGUUGGGGAGUACUCCCAACCAAGAUGUGACUUGGUAAGGAAUCUGUGCGAUCCUAACCCUUGUCUACAUGGGGCUGAAUGUCGCUCAUGGGGUGCUGUCAGGAUACAAUGUAUCUGUAAACCUGGCUACUCAGGAGUGGAUUGUUCUGUUGAUAUAGGUAACCUGAGUAAACUCAGGUGA
Saccostrea cuccullata (small rock oyster) is the source of this 641-nucleotide messenger RNA. Its product is annotated as neurogenic locus notch homolog protein 3-like. Gene Ontology annotation, biological process: establishment or maintenance of epithelial cell apical/basal polarity; heterophilic cell-cell adhesion. The record is from RefSeq and is a predicted model, not a curated record. The transcript is spliced from 5 exons. NCBI's taxonomy places the organism in Eukaryota, Metazoa, Mollusca, Bivalvia, Ostreida, Ostreidae. Gene Ontology annotation, cellular component: protein-containing complex; plasma membrane. The annotation marks the transcript as partial.